Molecule: messenger RNA, 642 nt
Organism: Aegilops tauschii subsp. strangulata
Lineage: Eukaryota; Viridiplantae; Streptophyta; Magnoliopsida; Poales; Poaceae
Source: RefSeq, a predicted model, not a curated record
AUGCCGGACACGCCAGACAACACGCUCCGGCGCCGACGCCUCGCCGCCGCGCCACCAUGGCUCCCCAUCUGGCCAUGCGCGCUCCACUCCGCGAGCCCCUCCCCGCCCUGGCCAUGCGCGCUCCGCUCCGCAAGCCCCUCCCCGCCCUGGCCAUGCGCGCUCCGCUCCGCGAGCCCCGGCCAUGCUCUGCUCAGGCCGCGCGAGCGCGAGCCCCGCCCCGGCCAUGCGUGCGCCGCCACGGCCGCGCGAGCCCCGCUCCGGCAUUGUGUGGCGAAGGUGAAGGAGGCGACCUGGUGCCUCCAGGGCCUCCUCCCAUAUCUCCCACCACCUACCGACGCGGUCCAUGUGUUGUCGGUGAAGAUCGUGCCGAAGAAGACCUCGCGGAUGAGUCAAGGGCCACUUGCCCGUGACCCACUUGCGCCGGGGAGCCCUCCAGCGACCCCAUCUGGGACGGACGCGCGGGUGCCGGCGAAGGCGCGGGACACCCCUGGGCCUCCUGUCCAGCAGCGCCCGACGGCCUCUCGCCAGCCCGCCUCGGCCCCGAGCUGCAAGAGUGAUCCACCGGCCCGCGACCAACCUUCACCGGGGUCAGAUGCUCAGGUCCCGGCGUUGGCUGUAGCUUCAACUGGGCCUCCUGCCUAG